Alosa sapidissima (American shad) is the source of this 3531-nucleotide messenger RNA. It is a transcript of the gene cdh27, whose product is annotated as cadherin 27. Gene Ontology annotation, biological process: multicellular organism development; cell morphogenesis; cell-cell junction assembly. Bases 770 to 3331 code for a protein of 853 amino acids. Gene Ontology annotation, molecular function: cadherin binding; calcium ion binding. Gene Ontology annotation, cellular component: plasma membrane; adherens junction; catenin complex. NCBI's taxonomy places the organism in Eukaryota, Metazoa, Chordata, Actinopteri, Clupeiformes, Clupeidae. The transcript is spliced from 18 exons. The record is from RefSeq and is a predicted model, not a curated record.
UCGAGUAACAUAUUUGUGUGUGUGUGUGUGUGUUUGUGUGUAUCUGUAGAGGUCUGUCAUCAAUUCUGUUAGAGGCUUUAAAAGAAGAAAGGGAGAAAAGGUUAAAUGAAAACAGCGCAUACACGGAGAGCUGCUCUUAGAUCACCAUGCAUGGAAUUACUAAUGUUUUGAUCCUGUGGGGUUAUGGGUUUUCAUCUUUAUUUACGGUGCGCUGGCGUGACACAGUGAACAGGGUCAACAAGCCUGGCCAUAGCUGGCAAAACAGGUGGCGCCUCUUUCAGCCCCGACAACUGAGCUGUAUGUGGCUGCACACACAAUUACCGCUCUCCUACACAGACUUACGUAUAGAGGAUUUGCAUAUAAGGCCUUUGACAGAUGGUGAAAUGACACCAUUACCACACACACACCAUUGAAAGAUUAUUGGAAUGACCCUCAUCUUCACACCCCUUGAAACAUUUUCAAACAACAGAUUAACACACACUAUUCUCUUCAUUAUCUCGAUAUCACCCAUAUUCACAAAACCAACAUUUACAUACACACAUACCCUCCUGUUAAAAAUGAUUUACACAUGUGCGUACAAAAUAAAUUGAUGAGAAAGAGAUGAUACUGUCAUAAAACUAAACUGAAAGAGAUUAUGCAUGCCAUGUUUCCAAAAUGUUCAGAAAAUGAUUACAAAAUGUCAAUAUGUGAAUGAGCAAUGCCUUGUGAUUGAAAGCUGCUGUCAUUUUCCAUUCGUCAUUGCUGAAAUAUGCAAAUUUGACCUAAGGUGAUGUUGAGUUUAAGCUGGUCAGAUGCUCAUCUGAGGCAAAAGAGAGCCUGGAUCAUUGAUUCCUUUAGUAUCGUGGAGGAGCAUCCAGGCCCAUAUCCAUACCAACUGGGACGGAUUCACGUGGAACGCACAUACAGAGUGGAAUUUAUGCUUCAAGGCAGCGGCGUUGAUAAAGAUCCUGUAGGCCUUCUCACCAUGGACCCUGGGACUGGCAUGGUGAUGGUUAAUAGGAAAAUCGAUUAUGAGCAAUAUCAACUCCUGAAGUUAACAUUUGCAGCAAAGAAUUCAUCAAACAACAAAAUUGACACCAAACUUGGAGUUGAGAUUACAGUUCUUGACAUUAAUGACCACGCCCCUCGCUUUCAAAAGGAUGUCUAUGAGACAACGAUCUCAGAGUCAGCAACACAGGGAUCCUAUGUGAUGACUGUGUUAGCACACGAUGAUGACAAACCAGGCACAGUCAAUUCAACCUUUGACUAUAGGAUCACAGCUGUAAAACCAAAUACGCCAAAUGUUGAGUUCUUCAUCAACGACUUUGGAGCAAUAUCGUUCAAAGGAUGCUUGGACUAUGAAAUAGCACAAAAAUACAUAAUUUCAGUUCAGGCAAAAGACCACAGUCCCGUAAGUCUGUCCAGCUCUACGACAGUCAUUGUCCAUGUUGAGGAUGGCAAUAAUCACCUGCCCAUCAUUACCGGUCACUCAGGAACUGGCGUGGUGAAAGAGGGAGCGAUUGGGAUCUCUCCUAUUCAUAUCCAUGCCACUGACAAAGACACCCAGGACAGUCCAGGGUGGAGAGUUAGAUACACGCUACACGGGGAGAUAAGUGCUUUUUUCCAAGUAGACACAAACCCAGAAACCAAUGAUGGCAUCCUGACACUACUCAAGCCUUUAGACUUUGAAGACGGCGCAGAGAGGACCAUUUCCGUUUCUGUGGAGAAUGAGGGAGAAUACUUUUCCUGCACGGUGAAAGAGAAGACAACGGCUGGACUCUGGAAAGUGGUCACCAGUCAGGAUACAAAAAUGAUGACCAACACCUACUCCCGCCAAGAGUUCACCAUCACGGUGGAGGAUGCCAAUGAUCCACCCAGAUUCCUCAUUCCAGAACAAGAUGCUACGGUCAUAGAAAAUGAAGGCAUCGGGCAAUUAGUUAAACAAUUUACUGCAGUUGAUCCUGACACUACCUUCACAAGUGACUUUGUGUACAGGUUAGGACAUGACCCAGCAAACUGGGUGAGAGUUGACUCAAAAAAUGGACAAAUUUUCUUAGCAGGCACACCUGACAGAGAGUCCUUGCAUGUUGUUGACAAUAUUUACACAGUCACAAUCUUAGCAGUUGAUAAUGGGGAUCCACCCAUGACUGGCACAGCCACUCUUAACAUCUAUGUACAGGACCAGAACGACAAUUCACCCGUACUGAAUGCCACCUCCAUAGGCAUAUGUGCCUCAGACGGCACAACGAAGGCUGAGAUCUCGGCCAAUGACUUGGAUGGGGAUCCGUUCGCAGGACCCUUCACAUUUAAACUUCUUGAGGACCACAAGGGAUGGAGUCUUGACCCUGAGUAUGGAAUGUCUGUAAGUCUGAAGAAAGAGAGUGUGGUUUUUGCUGGUCACCACACAUUGAUGCUGAAGAUAUCAGACAGGCAGGGCCAGUUCUCCAUACAGAACCUCUCAGUCACAGUGUGUGAUUGUUCCUUCUCAACCAGCUGCCUGCUACGCAGGAUGAGUGUCCACACCAUGACAGGAGGAGCUGUUGGCAUCAUAUUCCUGGCACUGUUCCUACUCCUGGGCAUUUUGCUGAUGGUGCUUUAUAUAUCAUGUGGGACUGAGAAACCAGUGUUUGAUGUUCAACAUAUCCCUCGAGAGUCCUUGCUGCCAUCCAACAUUGAAAUGCCAGGCAUUGACUGUGAGCUCCCUACCACACUGGUUUCCAGGGAUCAGGCACAGACACUUAAAAAAAAGAAUCAUGCUAAGGGUUCGAUUCAGCACUUCAGUAACAACCAGCAGAUUUUAUACAAGAGCUACUACAACAUCUAUGGCGAUACACACAGAUACCAACACACUGGGAAAUAUAGUGAACAUCACCAGGUCAAGAGUCUUUAUGCUGCUGGAAGCCUUUAUCAUAGUAUGGGUGCCCUUACCCACAAUGACCAGUACUUACAGUACUACCAACAUCAAAAUGGACACUACCAACAUCAAAAUGUAAACUACCGUCAUCAAAAUGAACGCUACCAACAUCAAAAUGGAUACUACAAGGAAAUGAUGACAACACAGAGAAGAGAUAUGGCACUGGAAGCGUUUAUCACUGGAGAUCGAGCUGCCUUGAAGUCUCUGCUUGAAACGAGAUUGUCCUUGAUCGAGACACCCAACAGGGAGCUGUGUGAUUAUGAGCCACGUGAAUACGUUUACGAGAAGGAUGAAUCAGAGACACUUCCUGAUCUGGACCCCAUUCUCAUCCCAGAACACAGAUUUGACCCUGACCAGCUGCUGGAUUUGGGCCCAAGCUUUUCCACACUGGCUUCAAUAUGCGAACCUCUGCCAGAGAACUGUUCAUUUGAGGAUUAAUAUUACACUGAGUGUUAGUUCAGAUGUUUUUAAAUGUCUGAACUAAAGGUGCUGUUACUCAAUCAGUGUGGGGUAAACUAAGAGGACGCUCCCCACCAGGGAAGCCCAAUAUUAAACAUUAAGCCCCAUUAAACAAAGAACCUUGCUUAAUGGUCUAUCAAAAAAUACUUGAACUGAUUGGAUAAUUUAUCUCCAUGUGC